AUAGUGAAGCCCAAAGUGGCCUCCAUGGAGGAGAUGGCCACCUUUUACACUGAUGCCUACCUACAGCAUCUCCAGAAGAUCAGCCAAGAAGGGGACGAGGAUCAUCCCGACUCCAUAGAAUAUGGACUAGGUUACAAUUGCCCAGCCACUGAAGGGAUAUUUGAAUUUGCUGCAGCAGUAGGAGGGGCUACAAUCACAGCUGCCCAGUGCCUGAUUGAUGGGAUAUGUAAAGUAGCAAUUAACUGGGCCGGAGGGUGGCAUCAUGCAAAGAAAGAUGAAGCAUCUGGUUUUUGUUAUCUCAAUGAUGCUGUCCUGGGAAUAUUACGAUUGCGACGGAAAUUUGAACGUAUUCUCUAUGUGGAUUUGGAUCUGCACCAUGGCGAUGGUGUAGAAGAUGCCUUCAGUUUCACCUCUAAAGUCAUGACUGUGUCCCUGCACAAAUUCUCUCCAGGAUUUUUCCCAGGUACAGGUGAUGUGUCUGAUGUAGGCUUAGGGAAAGGACGCUACUACAGUGUGAAUGUGCCUAUUCAGGAUGGCAUACAGGACGAGAGGUAUUACCACAUCUGUGAAAGUGUACUAAAGGAGGUAUACCAAGUCUUUAAUCCUACAGCAGUGGUCUUACAGCUGGGAGCAGAUACGAUAGCUGGAGAUCCCAUGUGCUCCUUUAAUAUGACUCCAGUGGGGCUUGGCAAUUGUCUUAAGUAUAUCCUUCAGUGGCAACUGGCAACACUCAUUUUAGGAGGAGGAGGCUAUAACCUUGCCAACACAGCUCGUUGCUGGACAUAUUUGACCGGGGUCAUCCUAGGGAAAACACUAUCCUCUGAGAUCCCAGAUCAUGAGUUUUUCACAGCAUAUGGUCCUGAUUAUGUGCUGGAAAUCACGCCAAGCUGCCGGCCAGACCGCAAUGAGCCCCACCAAAUCCAGAAAAUCCUCAACUACAUCAAAGGCAAUCUGAAGCAUGUGGUCUAAUUGACAAAAAGAGAUCAGAUUUCCAGAGCUGAGAAGCAGUGCCUGUAAUGAAGACAGUGUGUUUAUGUGAGCAGUUUGUGGAAUUUGUGACUGCAGGGGAAGUUUGGAAGAAAUUACUUCCUGAAAAUUUCCAAGUGGUACCAAGUGGCAACUGGCCUCCUGGGGUGAAGAGGCAGGCACCCUAGAGUCCUCAACUAGACCUAGGGGAAGAGGGAGAUAUUCAACAUUUAAAAGUGUUUAUUUUUUUUAAUACACAUUUUUAAUCUCUGGAGAUUAUUUUUGAGUAAGUUGGGGAAGGGGUAUUUUUUAUUUUCUUAAAGGAGACAGACAAAAUGCUGGAGGAUAGUACAGAAUUUGCUGAUCACCAGUUUCUUGGUUGAGAGGCACUGGAUAGGAACAGUUACCGACAGGAACAGUUAUGACAUCAGGAUCAUCCAGGUAGAACCUGGAGGAGGGGGGACCAAUUAUGAGUGGGAGGUAAGGAAGAAGCCCACAGGUGGUGUUUUAGGAUUCUGAAUUUAUGUUGUUUAUUAAUAAAAUAUUUGAAAAC
Dipodomys ordii (Ord's kangaroo rat) is the source of this 1519-nucleotide messenger RNA. Its product is annotated as histone deacetylase 8. Gene Ontology annotation, molecular function: histone deacetylase activity. The record is from RefSeq and is a predicted model, not a curated record. The transcript is spliced from 9 exons. The coding region runs from base 25 to 969 and encodes 314 amino acids. NCBI's taxonomy places the organism in Eukaryota, Metazoa, Chordata, Mammalia, Rodentia, Heteromyidae.